Molecule: messenger RNA, 1146 nt
Organism: Rhodotorula toruloides NP11
Lineage: Eukaryota; Fungi; Basidiomycota; Microbotryomycetes; Sporidiobolales; Sporidiobolaceae
Product: zinc alcohol dehydrogenase
Exons: 3
Coding region: 1-1146 (381 amino acids)
Cellular component (GO): mitochondrion
Molecular function (GO): oxidoreductase activity
Source: RefSeq, a predicted model, not a curated record
AUGACCUCCCCAGAAGCAGCGCCGUCCUUCCGCGCCUGGACCCACUCGACUCCGCCGUUCCCCUCGACCCUCUCGCUCAUCCAGCAAAGUCCGCCAAAACCAGCCGACCUGAAGCCGCACGAGAUCCUCGUCGAGGUCGUCACGGCUGCGCUCAACCCGGUGGAUGUACAAGUCAAGAACCUUCCCAUCUUUCGUCUUGCGGCUCUCAAGUACCCGAAAGGCAUCGGAUGCGACUUUGCGGGGCGGAUACUGGGCAAGGGAACGGAGGUGAAGGAUCUACAGAUCGGAGCGGAAGUGAUGGGUAUGACCUUUAACCCUCUCGGCGGCGUCAACUACGGCACGUUGAGCGAGAUCGCCGUCAUCGACAUGAGCCGAUCCUGCGUCGUCGCGAAACCUCCGGCACUCCCCUGGGUCCAAGCCGCAGCCAUCCCCCUCGUCUACCUCACCGCCAAGACUCUCCUCUCACCGCCAUACCUCAUCCUCCCUCCCUCCGCCAAUCCUGAUCCGACAGACGCCUCGUCGCAUCGCAUCCAGCCUACGAUUGUCGUCCUUGGCGGCUCGUCCAGUGUCGGUCAAUACGUCGUCCAGCUCGCCAAGAAGCAACUGCACUUCAAGGUCAUCGCGACUUGCUCGAAGCGCAACGUCGACUUUGUUCAGGAGCUCGGAGCGGACGAGGUCAUCGACUACACGGUGGAGGACGUCGUCCAGCGGGUCAAGGAACUUCGACCAGCCGAGGGAUACGUCCAGAUCGUCGACUGCGUCGGAGGCACCGACUUCCUCCCUCACAUCCCGUCGCUUGUCUCACCGCGCACGAAGGCGUAUCCAGCAGGAGGCUCGUAUCAGACAAUCGUUGGCGACAAGACUUCCCGCCUGGCCAUGGGCGGCUCGAUUCUCUACCUCACGCACCCGACCAUGCUCGUACGCAUGCUCAAGGGCUGGGCAGGCAUCGGGUACCGCUACUCGUGCAUCAUGCUCAAUGCGACGCGGAGAGACUGGCUCGCCCAGGUUGGGCGACUGGUGCACGAUGAGGGGUUGCGCGUCGAGAUCGACUCGGAGUGGGAGUUCGAGGAGGUGGAGAAGGCGUAUGAGAAGCUGAAUACGGGCAAGGUGAGGGGCAAAGUGGUUGUUCACGUCAAGCACGAGUAG